Peromyscus eremicus (cactus mouse) is the source of this 3740-nucleotide messenger RNA. It is a transcript of the gene Dync2i1, whose product is annotated as dynein 2 intermediate chain 1. The record is from RefSeq and is a predicted model, not a curated record. The transcript is spliced from 22 exons. The coding region runs from base 145 to 3165 and encodes 1006 amino acids. Gene Ontology annotation, biological process: intraciliary transport. Lineage: Eukaryota; Metazoa; Chordata; Mammalia; Rodentia; Cricetidae. Gene Ontology annotation, cellular component: cytoplasmic dynein complex. Gene Ontology annotation, molecular function: dynein heavy chain binding; dynein light chain binding.
AGGCGGGGACGCCUGCUUGCCGGGGAGCCGCGUCGCUGUAGGCCUUAGCUGGCCAGUGGAGUUGAGCUACGGCGGGCUUGUCUUCCCUGGGUGCCCCGCGCUUGCUGGGCCGAAGACACGCGGCUGCUCCGGCCUCGAGGAGCCAUGGAGCCUGGGAAGAGAAGAACCAAAGAUGAUACUUGGAAAGCAGAUGAACUUAGAAGACACCUUAAGGCUGUACAAUCAGGUAGUCCCAAGGAAGAAAAGAAACUCAGAGAGAAGAAGUUGCACAAGGAGUCAGAGCUGGGCCUUUUGGAAUACAGAGAACACAAGAGCAGGGACCCAGACCGAGAGGCACGAUACAAGGAGAAGAUCGCUGAGAGAGACCUUCACACCUCCACAGAACACCUUCGUGGGGAGAGAGACCGGGAGAGGCACAAGGAGAGGAGGAAAGAGGUGAAAGACCGUGAGAAAGACAAGCUGAGAGAGAGACAUCGAGAGCAAGAUACAGAGAAGCCUCAUAGUCGAGGCAAAGACAGAGAGAGAGAGAAAGACAGAAGAGCCAGGAAAGAAGAGCUCAGGCAGACUGUUGCCUACCAUGACCUCCUGGGGCGAGAGGCGCGUGGCCGGCAGAUGCUGGAGAGAGUGGAAAAGAAGGUCCACACAGCAAGUAAAGUGCGAAUUGAGGAGAGAGAAAGGAGAGAUGAAGAUUCUGAACGAGGAGAUGAAGACAGAGAAAGAAGAUACCGAGAAAGAAAGCUGCAGUAUGGAGACAGCAAAGAGAACCCUCUCAACUACUGGCUGUACAAAGAGGAGAGUGAGAAGAAGCACAGGAAGGCAAAAGAUGCAGAUCGGGAGAGGAAGCAUCGGGACAGAAGCAGCACGAGGGAGAAGAGGGAGAAACACUCGAAAGAGAAGGGGAACUCACUCUCUGACCGGGAGACGGAGGAGAGACACCGAGAGAAGCGGCACAAGGAAGGCCUUCAUCAUGACGAGGAGAGGCGCCGAAGUCACUCAGACAAAAAAGAGAGAUCUGCCAAGGAAGAGCACAAGAAGAGGGAAGCCAAGGAACCUGAAAAGGAAGACCUUGAUUUAGAGGCUACUGGGACUGAGGAAUAUCUGGCCAAUUUUGAAGAUGAUUUUGAAGAUUACGAAGAUGACUUUGAGGUUUGUGAUGGAGAUGAUGACAGCAAUAAUGAGCAUGACUCUAGAGAAAAAGCUGAAGAACUUCCUCCAGCCCAGAAAAGGGAGAUACAAGAAAUUCAAAAGGCAAUCAGUGCAGAGAAUGAAAGGGUUGGAGAGUUAUCUCUGAAACUGUUUCAGAAGCAAGGUCGAAUGGAGUAUGAGAAGGAGUCCUGGGCAGAUGCAAAUGACUCCAUCUCUAGAACCCCUGUUUGUGGAAUUUUUGUGGAUUUUGCAACAGCCUCGCAUCGCCAGAAGAGCCGGAGUCAGGCUCUCAAGCAGAAGACACGAAGUACAAAACUGCUCCGGCUUAUUGAUUUAGACUUUUCAUUCACUUUUUCUCUCUUGGACCUACCACCAGUAAAUGAGUAUGAUAUGUAUAUUAGGAACUUCGGGAAAAAAAAUACCAAGCAGGCAUAUGUUCAGUACAAUGAAGAUAAUGUUGAGAGAGACGUUCAGACUGAAGAGAUAGAAACCAGGGAUGUGUGGACCCAGCACCCAGGAGAAGGCACUGUUGUGUCUGGAGGUAACCUUGGUAGUGAAGAAAAAGACUUCUCCGAUGUCAUAGUUGUACCAAAGAUUGACACUCCACGGCUGUCUAGUUUUCUCCGGGCAGCAUGCCAGGUGGUUGCUGUUUUGCUUGAAGAGGACCGUUUGGCAGCUGGACCCAGCUGGAAUCCCCGGGCACAAGACAAAGCUCUGAACAUUAGCGACAACUCCUCCCAACUAAACACAAACCUGCCGUUCCUUCAGGGGCGGAAAGUAUCCUGUUUGCAUGCCUCUCGAGUUCAGAGGCAGACCGUUGUCUCUGUUCAUGACUUACCUGACAAGGCAUUUGCCCCGUCUCUGGAUAGCCGGCACCUCCUCUGUGUGUGGGAUAUUUGGCAGCCUUCAGGGCCCCAGAAGGUCCUGAUAUGUGAGUCAAAGGUCACAUGUUGCUGCUUUAGCCCUUUAAAAGCAUUUUUGCUGUUUGCGGGAACAGUACAUGGCUCUGUGGUCCUUUGGGACUUAAGAGAAGACUCCAGGAUACACCAUUAUGUGAGACUAAGCAAUUGUCUCUGGGCCUUCAGGACCCCAACGUUUUCCACAGAUGGAGUCCUCACAUCAGUGAACCACCGAAGUCCUCUUCACGCCAUAGAGCCAGUGGCCACAUCUGCCUACAAAAAGCAGAGCUUGGUGCUUUCACCCUUUUCUACUCAAGAAGAGAUGACAGGCUUGUCCUUUCACAUCGCUUCCCUGGACGAGAGCGGUGUUCUCAAUGUGUGGGUGGUUGUUGAAUUACCAAAGGCAGAUAUCUCAGGUUCAAUGAGUGAUUUAGGUCUGAUACCUGGAGGGAGGAUCAAAUUGGUGCACAGCACUGUGAUCGAGUUGGGCAACAGUCUUUCCCAUAAAGAUAGUGAAUUCUGGGGAUCCACACAAACACUAAGUGUCAAAUUUCUGCCUUCAGAUCCGAAUCACUUUGUUGUUGGCACCGACAUGGGACUUAUAAGCCACAGUACCAGACAAGAUUGGAAAGUAUCUCCUAAGGUGUUCAAACCUCAGCAACAUGGUGUCAGACCAAUAAGAGUUAAUGUGAUCGAAUUUUCACCAUUUGAAGAAACAGUAUUCUUGGCUGGCUGUUCAGAUGGAAGCAUCAGACUGCACCACCUGACGUCUGAGAGGCCUAUCAUGCAGUGGGACAGCAGUACCAAGGGCCGUUCUGUUACUAGCCUACAGUGGUCCCCGACAAGGCCUGCUGUGUUCUUGGUCCAGGAUGAUGCAUCCAGGAUCUAUGUCUGGGACCUUCUUGAGAAUGACCUGGGUCCUGUGGCUCAGCAGCCCAUCUCUCCAGACAGGCUGGUGGCCAUGACCAUCAUGGGGGACCCUGAGAAGGUCAGUGGUAGCUUUGUGGCUCUGGUGUUGGCCAGGGCCUCUGGCACAGUCGACAUCCAGUACCUGAAGAGGCGGUGGACCAUCCCAGCGGCAGAUGAGCACAGCCAGCUGCAUGUACUUCUUCAGAAAUGAAGAUUUAGUGUCAGGAGAAUGAUGAGUACAUAAGACUUGAUUACAGGAUGGAUCCCUUAACUCUGUGUUCAUGUGCAUUUGUGUACAUAGAAUAUGUAUAUUCUGUACAUAAUUUGUUUUAAAAGAACAGUACUUUGGUAUUUCCAGGAAAUAAAUCACUAUUUUUAAUGGAAACAAUGAACAUUUUAGUAUAUACUAAACUUCAAAGGAAAUACCAAGUGAUGUCCAAAAGGCUCUUCUAAGAGUAUUUCCAGUUAUUUUUGGAACAAUUUAAAAAUACUGUCACAUUUAUUACUGGAUUUUAAACAGCCCACCAUGAAAAUGUACUUUUAUGGACUAUUUUCUUAGCCAUGCAUAAAAUGAUGAUCAUAUAUCUAAAGUAAAAACAAAAAUUGCUCACUUUGGAGAUGACCUCCACCAGCCUUCUGUUUUUACAGGAUUUUUGAACACCAGCUUUUGGUGUGAUUUGAAUGACACUCAUAGAAUCGAGUCAGUUGUGCUUUACAGCAUGCUUCAGCAUGAAAACCGUCUUCAUAUAGAAAUAAUACAAGUGAAUAAAUUGUCCUGAACAUGGA